Molecule: messenger RNA, 984 nt
Organism: Schistosoma rodhaini
Lineage: Eukaryota; Metazoa; Platyhelminthes; Trematoda; Strigeidida; Schistosomatidae
Source: the annotation of a GenBank genome assembly
AUGAGACCCAUGCAAUCGGGAGGAGUGCCGUCUCUGGAAAAUACUAAAUUCUCACUAAAUGGUGAUCAAAAGUCUUUUAAUAACUCCAGUUUAAUCUCAACUUCUGGAUGUCAUGUUCAAGAUACAGGUUCCUACAGAAAGAACGCUGUUCAUACGGAUGGUCUAAGUCCUUUUAAGUCAAUUGACGAAAACUCAAUAUGUUUGGACCAUCAGUCCAGUGACAGUUCAUACGACCGAACCUUUGACGCGGUUAAUCCACAAACUGGAGGAGUUACAAAGUUUGAAGAGGAUACUGUAAACGGUCACAACGCAAGUUCUGGAUUCCCCACAAUUUUAAAAAGCAACCCAUGCUUGCUACCAGACAUGUCACUGGAUGCUAAAACCCAUACUGGGAUGCACGAUCGUGUUAUUAAAAGUGCUAACUCUUCCAGUAGUCAUUUAUUUUACGACACAGCAGAACCUAACUUUGCAGAUCGUGACAAGCUCAAUUUGACACCAAGGACAGGUUCAAUUGAUAAUCAAGUGACAGACAAUAUCAGUUCACCCGGAUGGCACAGUUUAACGCCAAGUUUUUCUAGUACUCGGGAAAAACGCCGAUACCCGCGAAGAUAUGAUAGGAUAGGUCUAGCAUGUGACCUUACGGUUGAUGAGUUCGGAAAGCUCGAUGAUUCACCCAAUUCUAGUGUCAAUGCAACGCUGGAGCAUGGAUUUGACGACCAGACGUAUGAAUUUAGUGGGAAUCCGAAACCUGAAGAUUCUACUGACCCACCAGAUGAUGAUGAAGAUUACAAGCGUUACUGCAUAUGCCGAGAUGUGAGUUAUGGUGACAUGAUAGCAUGCGACGCCCCAGACUGCCCCUUCGAAUGGUUUCACUACGCUUGCGUGAACCUAACCGUUGCACCGAAAGGUCGAUGGUUUUGUCCUACUUGCGCUAAAUCCCUAAACAAUAAAAAAAGCAUCAAAAAAAGUUCAUCUAGGAAAUAA